AUGCUUCAACUCAGAAAGCUCUCUGCAUGGAUAACUGUUGACGGCAAGGAACUUCACGAGUAUGGAGCUGAGAUCUCGGACGAUGGAAAGGAGGCAACUUGUUGGAUACCCUCCAAAGUCGGACAACACUUCGCCGUCAAUUGGAAAAACACGAGCCGAGCGAGCAGACUUCCAACCUCCCUCGGUGCCCGGCUGUUCUUAGACGGCACCGAGUUCUCUGGAGGACACAUGUCCGAGUACCCAACAACCGUCACGAGAAUCGGUGUACCCAGCUCCAACACUACCGUUAAACCCUUCAUAUUCUCAAAGGUUGAACUGACCGACGACGACAACUUCCUUGCAAUGCCCUCUGGAACUGGAGAGAUCAAAAUCCUCAUUUCCGAAGUAACUAUCAAGAAAAACCGCAGGGCGGUUUCAUACAAAGCUGCAGUACCAGAAUUGGCUCAGAAAGUGCAUGAGCGGUCUAAAAAGGGGAUUGUCCAUGGUGUUAGCCUCGCAAACAAUAUACGACGCCCUAAAGGCACUGAGAGCUAUGGCGGAUCAGUUACGAAAACACGUCUUCGAGACUUGGUCACCUUCGUUUUCAAGUAUAGACCAUUGGACAUACUGCAGGCGAACGAUAUUGCGCCUUUGCCUUCAAAGAGAAAGUCCCUCAUGAUGUCCAAAAUUGAGGAUCAAGAGGAAGAACAAGAGACAUUAGCAGAAACAAAACAAGCUUUACAGGCUGCACUGCGACGUAUAGAAAUGUUGGAAUCUUCACAGAAACGCAAGAACAAUCCUGAGCCUGCCCUGCGAAGGGUUAAGAAAGCUCGACAGGACUUAGAGAUCAUCGACCUUACAUGA
Messenger RNA from Laccaria bicolor S238N-H82, 843 nucleotides. RefSeq lists its product as uncharacterized. The record is from RefSeq and is a predicted model, not a curated record. The transcript has 6 exons. The coding region runs from base 1 to 843 and encodes 280 amino acids. NCBI's taxonomy places the organism in Eukaryota, Fungi, Basidiomycota, Agaricomycetes, Agaricales, Hydnangiaceae.